This is a messenger RNA of Corylus avellana, 848 nucleotides long. The record is from RefSeq and is a predicted model, not a curated record. NCBI's taxonomy places the organism in Eukaryota, Viridiplantae, Streptophyta, Magnoliopsida, Fagales, Betulaceae.
AGGUGCUUUCCUCCCUCAGAUCUUUUCAUUCCCAGCUAACCAUUUUGGUUCAUAAGCUUCAGUUGCCUGUGGGUGAAAAAUGGCUGGACGAGUACAUGGAUGAAAGCUCCCGGCUCUGGGAAGCAUGUCAAGUCCUUAAAUCCGGCGCCGCCGGCAUGGAAAACUAUUACUCUGCUGCCGCCAAUAUCGAAUCCUCCCUCGAUAGUUUUCACCACCUUAGCCCUCAGCUCUCUCGUCAGGUAAUCCGAGCAAUAAGUGGUUGCCAAAGAGAAAUCUUAGCAUUGGAAGAGGAUAACAGGAGCAUGAUGGAAACAAGAAUUCAACCACUAUCACUAUGUUUCAAUGAUCAAAACACCUCCACGAUAUCAAAGUUCAAUGGGUUCAAUGGUUUUCGAGGGGUUCUUUCUGCAAUGAGGAGUAUUAGCUCAUUGCUUUUGAUGAUCUUGCUCUGUGGACUUGUAUAUUGUUGGCCUCCAUCAGGCUUUCUUCAAGGCGGCUACGAGGGGCAUCCUGUAUUUGGCUCAACUUUUAUGGUUUCAGUCACAAGAUUGCAGCAAAGAGUUGCAAAUGAGAUUGGCCAGAUUGAAGGGCAGCCGGGAAUUAUGCUUUAUGAGUUCCGGGAAGCGAAGACGGCCAUGGAAGAGCUUAAAGGUGUAAUGGAGAGAUUUUUGGAGUAUGAAGCUGAGGUUGAUAUACAAGAAACGAUUGAUAGGUUGAAGAGUUGCUUUGGGUCUUUGAGAUGUGGGGUGGAGACUAUGAUUGGGCAGCUUGAUGAUUUUUUUGAUGAAAUAGUUGAAUGGAGGAAGAAGCUUUUGGACAUGUGCACUAAUAGGUAGAGAAAGAAAGUC